This is a messenger RNA of Prosopis cineraria, 825 nucleotides long. RefSeq lists its product as uncharacterized. Gene Ontology annotation, molecular function: protein dimerization activity. The transcript has 4 exons. Lineage: Eukaryota; Viridiplantae; Streptophyta; Magnoliopsida; Fabales; Fabaceae. Bases 269 to 754 code for a protein of 161 amino acids. The record is from RefSeq and is a predicted model, not a curated record.
UGCAGCGGCAUAUUUGUUGAAUCCUGCAUUCUUGUAUGAUGAGAAUUUUGUUCACAAGAGAAGGUUAAUGGAUGCAAUGCUUGAUGUGUUUGAGUCAAAUGAAAGUGAAGAAAUUGAUUAUAUUGUAAUGAUGAAGCAAUUGAGCUUGUAUCGUGAUCGUAAAUAAUCUUUUGACAAAACUUCAUGUGAAAGAGCAGCUCAGAAAUUAGAUCCUUAUGAAUGGUGGUCAUUCUAUGGAGGUUCUGUUCCAGAAUUGCAAACUCUUGCAAUGCGUAUUCUUAGCCAAACUUCUUCUUCUUCUGGCUGUGAAAGAAAUUGGAGUUUGUUUGAACGCAUCCAUACCAAAAGACGAAAUAGAUUACAACAUCAAAGAUUGAAUGAUUUAGUUUUUACAAAUUAUAAUCUGCGAUUGAAGCAUAGGAGUCAAUUGAGGAAAAAUAAAAGUUAUGAUCCCAUUGAUUAUGAAUCAAUUGACAAAAUUGACUUUUGGGUGGCUGAAGAAGAGGAAGAGCCAGCUCCUGAGUUUGAUUCUCAAGAAGUUGCAAAUCUUGAAAAUGUCAUUCACAAUGAAACCAUAGCUACUCCAUUAAUCCUUGAGAGGGAUUAUGAAGGUGAUGAAUAUAUGAAUGUUCUAGAGCCCCCAUCUUUGCCUGAUGUUGCUAGUGGUUCUGGUUUUUCUCAUUCCAGUCCUAAUGUCUCAAUGCCUGGAGAUUUGAAUGAAGUUAAUGAUGAUUUUGGUGUUGGUCAAUAUUAGUUACCAUGGACAUGUUAAUCAUAUGAUAGAAAGGUUGUCAUUGUAAGGAUAGAUAUUUGAAGUAUUGUAUU